UCUCUCUCCCUGGCAGGGCGGCUAGUUCAAGUUGCCAUAGCGGCGGGGUGGGUUGGGAGCUGGCUGGGUGCCGGACAGUUGGAGCCGCGGGCGUUGGGGAGACAUGCCUUGGUUCUGAGGGCUGCUGUCAGGUAUCGAUGGCAGAUUCAUCCAGUGAUUCUGAUCACUUCCAUCGUAGAACUGGAAGACGGGGUCCUGUAAGAGCAACUUGUAAUAGAAUACGAAAUCAUGAUGAUGAAGAUGUUACAGAGAAGAUCCAUACUUUAGCAAGCACUUUACAGGAUACUAAUCGGAACCUGAGACAUGUGGACCAGAUGCUGGGCCAGUAUCGAGAGUACAACAAUGAACAGGCAGAAGCAAUUGCAAACCUUAAAGAAACACUGGAAGAGUCCAUAGGCCAAUUAAGGAGCCAACGAUUGAGAAAUUCUGGUAUAAGAAGUGCAUCUCUUUCAAGCUUAUAUGCAAGUGACCUGGAUGGUAGUGCACCAGAAAGCUGGCAUUUCCAGCCCACUUCUCCCCUCCGGGACUACAGUGAGACACUGGGUACUAGACGCCGAAGGUCUAGGUCUGCUGUCCGGUUUGUUGACGAAGGAGAUAAUCUGAACCAGCUGCACUCUUUGCACCAGUCACUCAGAGAUCUCGGCAGAGGACAGGUUCGUUUGGAAGACGACUUCAGCAGAGAGCUUUCAAGAAGAAAUCGAACCGAUGCAGAAACAAAAAGGAUCUUGGAGGACUUGUCUGACAGAGUUGGUGAAUACCAAAAACAGGAAACGGUGUCAGAACGGGUAGAAAAGAGGCUUCAGGAGAUAGAACGAGAAAUCCGCGCAGAAAGGCAGCUGGUAGAGAGACGUCAGGAUCAACUGGGACACAUGUCUCUGCAUCUGCAGGAGGCUUUACAACAAGAUGCUAAAGCUAAUGAAGUGGAACUGGUCUUGAAAAAUAAACUACUGAAAACUGAAGGUGAAAAAAACAAACUGGAGCAGGAGCUGGAGCACUCCCAGAGGAAACUGGAUCAGUCAGAAAACAGUCGGGAAACGCUUCUCCGCCAGAUUGAGGAUCUCCGUUCCCAACUCCUUAGAGCAGAAGAGGAACGUCUGCAUCUGCAGCAUCAAAUUUCCCAGGCUGCCAUACAUCACCAGAGCCGUCCAGAGGAGCAGGAGGAUGACCGGAGGAAACGAAGAGUGGCUGAGAGAUCUGAUCCAGAGAAACAAGAGAUGGAGAAACAGAUUUGGGAACUGAGAGCAAAGCUAAAUCGCAGUGCAGUCAUGUCGGAGAUAGAGGAGUUAAGGCGAUGCAUAGAGCGCAAGGACAAAGAGAGAGCUCAGCUUGGAAUGCAAGUAGAGGUUUUAACAUCUGACUUGGAAAAGAGGGAAGCCCAGCAGCAAAGGAUGCUGGGCCAGCUGAAAGAGAUACAGAGCAGCUACAAGGCCUGUGAACAUGAGUGCCGGACUGCAGAGCUGCAAGUUACUGAGUUGUCUCAGCAGCUAGAGGAGUCGACCAAGGCAGCAGAGAGGUACCUAGCUGAAUUCAGGCAAUCGGAAAUACUCAGGCUAGAGAAUGAGAAGAAGAAGGAGGAGUUAAAACUGAAAGCUCAGGAAUCAAUUAGACACUGGAAGCUAAAGUGUAAGAAACUGGAACGUGAAGUAGAAAAACAGAUGGAGCUUCGUAACCAGUUGACGGAGAACAACAAUCUGGUCCUUAAAGAAAAAGAGGACUCGAAGGGUCAGCUUCUUUCAGCUAUGCACCAGAUGGAAAAUCUUCAGAGGGAGCUGAGUGAUGUGCUUGAGAAGAGGGCCAAACAAGAAGAGGAGCUGCGUCGUAAAGAAACAAAGCUGAGUGAAACCAAAUCAUUGCAGACGGCUCUUGAGCAAGAGAUCAGGCAUCUUAGGGAAACUGCCGAUAAACUGGAGAGUGAACUACAAAAGCAGAGCCUAAUACAGAGCCAGAUAAAAAGUGAUAAACAGCAUUUGGAAGAGGAGCUUGCAAAUGCUAAGAUGCUCCAUGAAAAAGAUCAAUCCAGACUUCUAGAAAUGCAAGCGGUUAUAAAAAAUCUGAGUGCUAUUCGGGCUGAACUGACUCACCAAAUAGCAGAAGAGGAGAAAGCCAAGAAAGAGAUACGCAAAAACUUGACAGAUCUCCAGAAACAUCAGGAGUCUAGUCAGGAAGAGAUGGCUGCAACCAAUAAUCAGCUCAAGCUGGAGAGAGAUGUCCACCAGCAGGAGUUAGCAGAACUUCAAUCAGAGUUGCAACGGGUGAAAGCCAAACAUGAACAACAUGUCCAAGAGAUGAUGAAGCGCCUCAGCCAGGAAAAGGAGGAGGCGGUCAGUCAUGUUGGAAUAUUGAAGGCAGAACUUGUAGAAGAAAAAAAUUUGGUAAAAGCUCAGCGUCGACAGGUGGAAAAAAUGAAAAUUGAAUGUGAUAAGUUGAUAGAGGAAUUAACCCAUAAAGAAGAAGAAAAUGCAAAAUUUAGAAGAAAAUACCAGCUAAUGAAACAGGAACUGGAUGAAAGGGAUAAAAGGAUAAAUAAUGAAGAUGAUCACCGAAGGCGGAUAGAGGAGAACAGAUUACAGCUUCAUGAUCAACUGCAGUGUCUUCAAACUGAACAGGAAUCCAUCCUCUCUAUGAUAGGAAAUGAAAUUGAUACAGCUUGUGAAGUUCUCUCAAGAGAUUCGGUGGAGAAAUUUAAAGCAAUAUCACUUACACCUGCAAUACAGACUGACCCUCAUCGCUGGUUGGCAGAAACAAAGACUAAACUUCAGUGGCUAUGUGAAGAAGUGAAAGAGAGGGACGCCAAGGAGAAGAAGCUGCGCCGUCAACUACUGCAGAGCCGAGAGCAGCUUAAGCAACUGACCCUGAGCAAAGAGAUGGAGUGCCAAACUCUAAUGGGUCAAAUGGAAAAGCAGGAGCAGCUCCUGGAUGAGGUUUACCAAGAGAAGAAAGAUCUGCUGGAGAAGACCCUCAAGAAGGAGGAAGAAAUAGGUGCUCUACAGGAGCGAAUAACAGCAUUAGAAACUAGUACUCGAGUGGCCUUGGAUCAUCUGGAGUCUGUUCCUGAGAAACUGAACCUUUUAGAAGAUUUCAGAGAUUUUGGAGAUUCUCGCAGCCAACCAGAAAUUCUGGAAAAGAGAUAUAGUCAGUACAAGGAAAUUAUGGGCUCCUUACAGCGGCAUCUGGAAGAUUCAAAGCGCAGACUUGAAGACUUUAGGGAUAAGAAAACGGGUGCUGAUAUUUCUUCUAUACUCAGUGCAUCUUCCAACUGGCGAGCCAACACUAGUUUUAUGUCCAGCUCCUUGCUUUCCAAUUCAGGAUCAUUUACCAAAAGUACUUUCCCCUUGCAUUUAAAUAAAACUAAGAAAGAUGCCAUCAGUGUGACUGUCAAUGGGAUGAAGCUACGGACAGAAAAAGAGAAACACUAAAUCAACUAAGGAAUGUGCAAUUUCACUGUAAGAAAUUCAGUUCUGCAUCACUGUUUGAGUCUGGCUGCAGUCAAGUACAGCUGUAUUUACACAAGCAAUGCAGAUUCCUUGAUUAAACAGAUGCCAAAUACUGACUGAAAACAGCAUCACGGUUGUGUGUUUGAAGUGAAACGAGUCGAACUUGAAGAUGCACCAUGUACUGUAAAAUGCCAAAGUUCUUGUGGUAUGAAUCGCUAUCCUCCUUGCUUUGUUUCCAUCAAUCCCCAACCAAACCCUCAUGCCAUUUGUCGAUUUAUUUUAUUGAGAUAAAAACAAACACCCAAACUCUACAAUGUGUACCUUUAUAAUUUUUAAGGUCAGAGGUGUGAUUAAAUUUUGGUUGAACAAUGUGAAUAAAAUACAAGCACACUUUUUCAAAUCAGGAAAUGGUUAAUAGAAAUUGCUUUGUGUAUAAAUAAAGUGUUUUAUAACAUAACAUAGAGAUGUGCAUGUAUAAUGACAUUUUACAACAAAGGUGCCUCAAACGAUGCAUUAUGCAAUGAUUACAUUAUUGUGCUUAAUAAUAGAAUGGUUUAUAUCUGAAACAAUGACCCGAAUUUCCUUCACUUUGGGGGAAGUUUGGAUUACAUUCCAUAUUUCAUUCUGUUCGUGACUGCUCUGUUUGUUGAUCCAAGCUCAGUGAAGAACAUAACCUAAUCCACAUUUCCCCCAAACCUGGAGGACAUUCAGUUAAAUUCUUGUUAUAAACUGCUUCUAUUCUUAAGCAUUAGAAUAAUUUUCUUGCUAAACCCUAAAAUAUUUUAAUAAUGUAAUGAAAUGUUUUACUUCCUCCUUGGGAGAGGAGAUCUGGAGUCACAAUAUGUAAUUUCAUGCUACAAACUUGCCAUAACCUCCUAAGGACACCUGUAAUUUAAUAAUCAGGUUGAGAACCUUUGGCAGGAGAGGUUGGUUUAUAUGAGCACGCAACCAUUUAAAAAGCAGUUUCUAAUAAUCAGGCCAUUUCCUCUCUUGCUUUAUUAAGUUUAUUGAAAUGUCAUCUUAACUUUGAAGUGCUAAUGGCAAUAUACAAUACUUUAGCCCUAUAUUGUGGCCUUUGCUGAUGAAAUCAGAUAUUUCCUUUCUUAAAAGUUUCUAAUAAACCCCUAUAACAGCC
Hemicordylus capensis (graceful crag lizard) is the source of this 4569-nucleotide messenger RNA. RefSeq names its product centrosomal protein 128 (gene CEP128). Bases 138 to 3416 code for a protein of 1092 amino acids. NCBI's taxonomy places the organism in Eukaryota, Metazoa, Chordata, Lepidosauria, Squamata, Cordylidae. The record is from RefSeq and is a predicted model, not a curated record. The transcript is spliced from 24 exons.